CAGCGGGGUCAAGAUGAGCGUAAGGGAAGGGGCAGACUUAUGUUCUGUUGUGGCUGUCGUCAUUUGUAGUUAAAUCUGGUGGUUUUCAGCUCAUCUACUUCGCCGCCCUUCUUCUUCCCAUUUCAAAUCUUAAUAAAUCUCCCACUCUCAACUGUUUCUGCCUAACCGUACUUCUUAUUUGUUUCACUCUAUCCUCUGUUUUCCUUGUUAGCUCAUCUUUGCGCAGUCGAAUCUCACCCAUUCCUUCCAAGCUCAAGAAACCAAUAUAUUUCUCAGAUCUCUCUCUUUUCUUUUUAGAUCGAAGAAAACGCUUACUAUCCAAAAAUGGAGCUUUGUUUUAUCGAUAUGCUCAAGGAUCAGCCUUCCUGGCUUCUUGUGCUUUUCAUUCUGGGUUCUGUAUCAGUUCUGAAAUACUUCUUCGCUUUCCUUAAAUGGGUUUACGUCAAUUUCCUCAGACCCGCCAAGUAUCUGAAGAACUAUGGAUCAUGGGCUCUCGUAACGGGACCUACUGACGGUAUUGGCAAGGGUUUCGCUUUUCAAUUGGCUCGAAAGGGUCUUAAUCUGGUUUUGGUUGGUCGAAAUCCCGAUAAGCUCAAAGAUGUUUCGGAUUCUAUUCAGUCCAAAUAUGGCAAGGUCCAAAUCAAGAAUGUUGUUGUUGAUUUCAGUGGCGAUAUCGACGAGGGCGUUAAGAAAAUUAAGGAGACCAUUGCAGAUUUGGAUGUUGGUGUCUUGAUUAAUAACGUUGGGGUUUCAUAUCCCUACGCGAGGUUUUUCCAUGAAGUGGAUGAGGAGUUGUUGAAGAACUUGAUUAAGGUAAAUGUGGAAGGCACGACUAAAGUUACACAAGCUGUUUUGCCUGGGAUGUUGAAGAGGAAGAAGGGUGCUAUAGUUAAUAUCGGUUCUGGUGCAGCAAUUGUCAUUCCUUCUGAUCCUCUCUAUGCUGUUUAUGCCGCCACCAAAGCUUACAUAGAUCAAUUCUCAAGGUGCCUUUAUGUUGAAUACAAGAAAAGUGGGAUCGAUGUGCAGUGUCAGGUUCCACUCUAUGUGGCAACAAAGAUGGCAUCAAUUAGGAGAUCUUCCUUCUUUGUUCCAUCAACAGAUGGCUAUGCCCAGGCAGGUUUGCGCUGGAUAGGAUAUGAACCUCGUUGCACGCCUUAUUGGCCCCAUUCUCUUCUUUGGGGUUUGCUACAUGCACUGCCAGAAUCCAUUAUUGAUGCAUGGCGACUCCGCUUUUGCCUUGGUAUUCGAAAGAGAGGGCAACAGAAGGAUUCCAGGAAGAAGGAAUAAACAGUACUAGCUUGUAUUAAUUGAGUCAGGGUAGCUGAUCAUGAUAGUUUGUUCGCUUUGUAGUUUGAACACAUGGAAUUUAAUCUUUUGCAUUAUCUUUCUUACAUUUUCUUUUGCAUUUUAGCACUAAAAACAACAAUUUUCCAUUUUGCAUUGCAUGUCCUCUUGUAGAGCAGUUGCAGAACAUUAACAUGCAUAUAUUAUCUUGAACUUCA
Molecule: messenger RNA, 1502 nt
Organism: Hevea brasiliensis (rubber tree)
Lineage: Eukaryota; Viridiplantae; Streptophyta; Magnoliopsida; Malpighiales; Euphorbiaceae
Product: very-long-chain 3-oxoacyl-CoA reductase 1
Exons: 3
Coding region: 325-1287 (320 amino acids)
Cellular component (GO): endoplasmic reticulum
Molecular function (GO): ketoreductase activity
Source: RefSeq, a predicted model, not a curated record